This is a messenger RNA of Pistacia vera, 1521 nucleotides long. Its product is annotated as putative F-box/FBD/LRR-repeat protein At4g03220. The record is from RefSeq and is a predicted model, not a curated record. The coding region runs from base 1 to 1521 and encodes 506 amino acids. Gene Ontology annotation, molecular function: protein binding. Lineage: Eukaryota; Viridiplantae; Streptophyta; Magnoliopsida; Sapindales; Anacardiaceae. The transcript has 7 exons.
AUGCCAAGGAGGAACAAGAGAGUCAAGAAAUGCAAAGAUGAUAGGCUCAGCAACUUACCAGAUGACAUCCUCCAUAAAAUCCUCUCUUUUACUGACACAAAAUUCGCAGUUCAAACCUGUCUGCUCUCUAAGAGGUAUAUAAACCUUUGGAAAACUCUUCCUGACCUCAAUUUCGAUAGCAUGAAUUUCAACAGAAUUUUCUGUUUCAAGAGAUUCAUCCUCGACGUCUUAACUCGUCGAGACCAGUCCGUUGAUAUCGGUAAAUUCUCUCUUACUCGUCGUGGCAGGAUCGAUAAGUCCUUCAUGACAAAAGUGAUUGACUACCUUAUUUCUCACAAUGUUAAAGGUCUCAGCUUUCAAGUGGACUGGGGAGAGUUUCGUCUCCCACAAAGACUGAUUGCCUGCGAGUCUAUUAACAGUUUGGUGAUGGAAACUUUCCGUCCUGGAAUCUUACCAGGAAACUGGUUUGGUUUUGUGGGGUUGCAAGAUUUGCAUUUGAGUAGAAUGCAAUUCCAUUAUGAAAGUCAGCAACCCUUUGAUCCUUUCUCUAGUUGCCCUAAUUUGAGGAGCCUGUACUUAGGUGAUUGUUACCUGUCAGGAUUUAGUGUUUUCAGAAUCACUGGACCUCAGCUUAUUAACUUCAACCUCUCAAAUUUUGUAAUAGCCAACCGAGGCAGGAUUGAGCUUCUUGCACCAGUGCUCACUUCCUUCAGUUUUACAAAUUCAAUACCUCAGAGUUUCGCCUUGGUUGAACUUCCUGCUGUAAGAAAUGUGAACGUUCAAGUCUUUUUACCCUAUCAAUUCUUCCGUUCAGCCCCAAGUAAGCAAAUUGCUGCAAAUGCAUUGACCAAUAUGUUCCAUGUGCUUCGUCAUGCACAGUUUGUCACAUUAUCUUAUGGUACAAUUGAGAUUCUAGUCAAGGCUCCUAGUAGACUACAACAUCAAACUUCUCCCUUCGUGGAACUGGAGAAAAUGAAGUUGAAAAUGCAACAUGGAGAGAACUCAAUAGCGAUUCCUCCCUAUGUCAUAGCCUACUUACUCAGCGCUUCUGGUUUUCGUACAACUUUAGAAGUCGAGGUGGAAAGACCCCAAGUAAGCAUUGCUGCAAAUGCAUUGACCAAUAUGUUCCAUGCUCUUCGUCAUGCAACGUUUGUCACAUUACUUAUGGUACAAUUGAGGCUCCUAGUAGACUACAACAUCAAACUCUCCCUUCGUGAACUGGAGAAAAUGAAGUUGAAAAUGCAACAUGGAGAACUCAAUACGAUUCCUCCCUAUGUCAUAGCCUACUUACUCAGCGCUUCUGGUUUUCGUACAACUUUAGAAGUCGAGGUGGAAAGGAGUAUCAGUUUACAUCGACAUAUUCGUAUGGCCCUUGACCAUACUUUAUGGUGCCUGAUUCGUUUAGAUUGGUUUGUUUUGGCUAAUGGUUUCUACAGUUUGACCAUGUGGAAUUACGUAGCUUGGUGGCGAACCCUUAACAGAGAGACGAUAGUGACAGAUCUUACAGACGAAUAUGGCUAG